This is a messenger RNA of Scutellospora calospora, 2536 nucleotides long. Lineage: Eukaryota; Fungi; Glomeromycota; Glomeromycetes; Diversisporales; Gigasporaceae. The record is from the annotation of a GenBank genome assembly.
GUAUUUGGAAUUGGUAUAUGAGAUUUCAAAACAUCCGUCAAAUUUCAUAGCUUCUAUAGCAAUAAUGUUCUGGCAAUCAGCAAUCCGACAUCCACAUGUUUCCAAGACAUUCAAAGAACAAGAACAGUUAUUAUUAAUGCUUUUGGAAUUAUUUGCUGAGAGACUUAGAAUACUGUUCCAAAAAGAAGAUGCUGAUAAUCAGACUACGCAUUACAUAGAUAUGGAUUUUGAUUCAAGCAAUGAAUAUAAAGCUUUUGCUCUUACAUUUCGUACUAGACUUGUUGAAACAAUAACUUUAAUUACUCAAAUGCGGCCGAUAGAAUCUUUCAAUUGGAUGGUGAACAGAAUUCAGAAAACAUUAAUUAUAAGUCCGAGUGAAGAAGAUCUGGAUAGUGAUGGCAUCUGUAAACCAGAGUCUUCAACUUAUUUCAUAUUUGAAGCAGAACUGAUGUUGAUGGAUUCUAUCGUUAUCGGGGUCGGAAAAUUGAUCAAGUCCCAUGAAAACCAGGAUGCAAAUUAUGUUAAAAUAAUGAAUGGAAUGAAUAACUUGCUUCAAAUGCUAUUGAAUCUUGAUUAUCCGGACGUAAUAAUGUCAAAUAGAUAUUUGGCCUCUAUGAUACCAUUUGUAGAUAUGCUAAAUGUGGACUCGACGUUAUUAUUUCAAGUUUUACAAAAGAUAUUCCAGUUUACUAUAUUUCGUCCCCCUGGCUUUCCUUCUACCGUCCCUCUUCCACAACAAAUUCAUCGAUUACGAUCCGGAGCUAUUGCAAUAUUGAUAAAGUUUGGAACAUCAAUGCCUGAUGUUUUAAUGAAUAUAUAUAAUGAUAUUGCAAGUUAUGUAAAUAACAUUAUUGAUAGUAAAAAUAAUAUUGUUACGAGAAAAGAAAAAACUUCUUUUAAAAUUUUCUUACUCUGCAUUAUAUAUUACUCUAAUAUUCCGUUAGAACAAAAAAAGGCUCUCUUUAAUUCAAUAAUGUUACCGAUAAUGAAUAAAUGGCUUUCUCCUGAGAUAACUUGUUUUAUUACUUCCAUAACACAAUUUCGUGAUGCUAUGGGUUUAAAUUUUUUGUCCUCAAUUAUAAUUAAUAUGAAACAAAAAGGUACCAAUAAAACCUAUUCAGAAAUUUCAAAAGAACAUCAUGAAACUGUAGCAAGUUAUAAAUCGGCACGGUACAACCUGACAUUAUUGGUAGACUCAAUGAAUAACUUUUUAGUAAAGACAACCGAAGGUGCAUCAAAGGGAAUUUCUAGCUCUACAUAUUCAGAAUUGUGGGAGCAAUACAUACCUACAAUAUUGUCUGCAAUAUUAGCUCUUAUACGAAUUAUUCACCAGCUAUGGAACAUUGAAUCAUGGCGAGAGUAUCCAGAAGAAUUACGAGAGUUGUUGGUAUUAAGCAAAGAAGACAAAGCAAGCAUUGUAGGGCAAGCAAUAAAUUCACCAUCAACAAACAAUAACGAACAUCCUUAUACAGUAGCUGGUAUGAUUGGUCUGAUGCACAAGUGGUUAUCUAAUCUAAGGAUUGACAGCUAUCGUAUUCUUGGUCGAUUAACAAUGUUUGGUCCAGCAUUUUAUUCCAUUCCAAAUGCUCAUGUAUCUAUUAUGCAAUCGUUAUUUGAAAACGUCGAAAUCGUCAGGCCUUAUAUUCUUAAAUGUCAAACACCUGAAGUCCUUUCGGGAUUUUUUCCACAAUUAUUAAAAUAUCUAGACAAAAAAUUGGUCACAGAAUGGCAAAUUCAAGUUGAAAAAGGGAUUCAGAUCUCAAUUCCGGAGAAUAUUCAAUUAUUGCAGAAUAAUUCGAAUACUACCAAUAAUAUAUCAGAUGAAAUAUUAAAUGAACAAGUAUUAAGAUAUUUGACGAGGGCUUACAUUGAUAUAUUUGAUCAAAUCUUUUCACCGAUAUCUAAGAAACAAGCAACUGAUAACUAUAAAACCUCAUCAAAUACAUUAGAGAACAUUGCACUAAAAGAAUAUAUGCUAAAUUAUAUGCCAAUUACUGAAUCUUUCUUGGUGAGCUUAUGCCAUCUCUUGACUUUCAAAGAUACAGUAUCUUGUGCACGAACAUCUCAAUUAUGUGCUAGAAUAUUACCGAAUCUGAUAGAACAUGAAAGAUUGAGAGAAUUUGUCGGGACUUCUUUAUUAACUGCAGCACUACAGGCCUUACAUGAUGGAUAUCAUAAAGAGUCCCAUCAUGCAUUAAUUUCUUUGAUUACGGAUAUUUACGUAGAUUUGAGACCAUUGUCAUCUGUUCCAUAUGAAACCUUUGCGCAAUUAUUGAAUGUAGAUCAUGUUCAGUUACAGAACUUUGAAACUUCUUUAAGUCGAGCAUCCGAAAGUAAAACUCGUAAAAAGAAAGUGAAAGAAUUCCUUGAAGGAAUAACAGGACUUUCCACAGAAGAAUGGUUCAAAAUACCCGAUACAGCACCUGUGAGCUCGACCCGUAAGACAGUUCUUGGUGUUUAUUCAAAACCUGAAAUUGGAGUUCUGGAUGUUGUUGAAGAUCCUUACGAUACAGGAAUUGUUAAUUUGUUUGAUUAA